Phaeodactylum tricornutum CCAP 1055/1 is the source of this 5060-nucleotide messenger RNA. RefSeq lists its product with no specific name. The coding region runs from base 1 to 4269 and encodes 1422 amino acids. Gene Ontology annotation, molecular function: RNA polymerase II general transcription initiation factor activity; RNA polymerase II general transcription initiation factor binding; TBP-class protein binding. NCBI's taxonomy places the organism in Eukaryota, Bacillariophyta, Bacillariophyceae, Surirellales, Neidiaceae. The transcript has a single exon. Gene Ontology annotation, biological process: RNA polymerase II preinitiation complex assembly; transcription by RNA polymerase II. Gene Ontology annotation, cellular component: transcription factor TFIID complex. The record is from RefSeq and is a predicted model, not a curated record.
AUGGCAGCCCCGCCGCUUGACUUUGAAGCCCUUCUUUCCAGAGAAUACCGGCCGGCACGAAUCGCUCGCUUAAUUCCGCGAGAGGCCUACCAUCCAGAAAAUAAUCAGAAGAAAAAGUCUGUUUCGAUCAAGCAUUCUACGGCUGCGCUCGAGGACGCAACGCGACGACGAGCCGAGGAGGAAACCUCACGAUUGGUAUUGAGCCUUGUUACGCAGACUUCUGCUUUUAUUCAGCAUCUUCCUGAAUCAGAGCGACGGGAUGUGUCGAGUCUGCUGACGAAGAGGCCUCCGGUGGUCUCCUCUUGGCCGGCGUACGAGACCAUCCCAGCACGAUUCCACGAGAUUGAACUCGGCGACUGGGAAUCGAAGGUUCGUUGGAAAAUUGAAGAAGAACCAGAGGGCGAGUCCAAAUAUUCCAAUCGAGACCCUACGGAUUUACUGAGACGGCCCCGAAAUCCCUACUUGGAUAACCUUGUAUUAGACGAAUCCACAAUUUGUUGGGACGGAUCACUCGAGAAACUGCAGGAAAAGGCUCGAAAUACUCCUCUGAUUUUAGAACUUGGCGUAGCUGGACAAUCUGUAGCCCGUCAUGUGUAUCAAAAUACGGUUCUUUCUGCACAACGCCCUACACCUGCACUUAAGUCGGAUGCCUAUCAAAUGCGGCGAGAACGGGAAUGGGCCAAUCCAAUUACUUCCACAGCAGAAGUCUCUAAAGCUGGUUCGCUGCACGCUGAUAAGGACAAAAUGGCGGCGUUGAUCGAGGCUCGUCAAAAGCAACGAGCACAAAUGGCCGAAGACAAGACGAAUCGCGUGACAGAAGCCAUGGGAACGUUGGCUUUGGGUGGUGGAAAAGGACGGACUAUCACUUCCUCGCUGAUGGGUCCAGGAGGAACUGAACGCAGCGGGCGGCCGUCCCGAGAUGUGGGUUCAUCGGGAUUGCAUGAGGCCGAAUAUAUUGAGCAGCUCGAUAUGAUUAAUAGCCAUAGUCUCGUGCGCGAUCUCUCCAAGGUUCUGUUACGACAAUAUCAUAGACCCAAGUUGCCCCUCAGUGUCGUUCGUCAAGACCUGUCCUGGCAAUUCCAGAUCCGCUUUGCUCCCACCAGUAAAAAGACGGAAGUUACCGGCGCUUCAGGAUCAUACCAGGCAAUUAUGACAGGAGCUCACGCAGGUGCGAUAUCAAAGGCCAAGCUGCGCAGCGAAGCGGAUCUGAGUCCAACAGAAGGCAAGCUUAUUUUGCUUGAGUACUGCGAAGAGCGCCCUCCAAUCCAACUAACAAAAGGCAUGGCGAGCAAGAUUGUCAAUUAUUACCGUGGAGACAAGGCACAUUGCCCUGUUUCGGCUGGUGGGGGUGACCGGCCCGCACGCAGAAAAAGAGCCGAGCCCAUUGCUGGAGAGGCAGACGCUCGAUCGAGCCGUGCAGAACGACUUCCUCGGUUGGAAGGGCCAAGUCGGGAAACGUCGGUUUUGGAAUGGGUUGGCAAAGUUCCUAAGAAAUCACAGAAGGAGCGUGCGGAACAAGAUGCAAUAGAUAUCCUUCCGGAGGGUGUAACUGAAAACUUACAUCCCAAGGUCCACGGGCCAUUUCUUGGCGAAGUCGAAGACAGCACAACAGUGACCGGAAUUAUUACAAACUUGUUCGUCGCGCCGAUGUUUCUUCACGAACCUGAAACAACUGACUUUUUGAUGGUCCUCACACCACCUAGUGGAGCGGCAAGGCCCGGCCAGCGUGAGUCAAUGAGCGUGAUCCUUCGAGAUUUGCCUACGAGCACUUUCACUGUUGGUCAAACAGAGCCUCGUGUGCGGGUCUUCGCGCCAAACACCCAGGGUGAAAAGAACUUUGUAGGGCCUUUUGUUUCAUAUCAAAUUGCUAGAGCUCUCGCUCGUUCUCAAGGUCGAGAAGGACACGGUUUACGAUUUGACGAGAUCCAAGAUCGCGUACUGCCUAACCUUGAGUUACCGUCGAAUGCGUUACGGCCCCGCCUCAAACAAGUCGCUCUGUACGACAAGAAUACUCAGAUCUGGACGACGAAACAAAUAGGGUUUGAAGAGUACCCCGGAGUUGACGCCCUCGGCAGGACUAUUGCACCCGAAGGUGUUGCAGCUUUUGAGAGUGCUUGCGCAGCCAGUCGCCGACUGUCAGACCUUGGAAUCCACCAACUUCUAGCUGGCUCACAUACUGUUCUAAGCGUGGGCGUCAUUAUGGUCUAUAUUUCCGGACAGCUGAAUGCAGCCAAAGACUUGUCAAGAAAAAUGAAGAAGCUAGCGGAAUUGCGUCGCUCGAACAAGAGCAUCUCGGCUGUCCAAGUCGCUUUUUAUGAACAGGCGGCCGCGAUCAUUGAAUCUCAUUUUAAGAUCUUGCGGCAAAAACAUGAAAUUGCACAGUUUAUAUAUGAGCAGCUUCAACUUGCUCCAUGGCAUUUGACCGGUGAGUUUAUCGAUGUUCAUAAAAAAGGCGACGGGACUGGCAUGAUGAAGCUAACUGGUCUCGGCGACCCAAGCGGUCAAGGAGAAGGUUUUAGCUUUAUCCGUGAAGCGGACUCGAAACCAAGCAAGUCCGUCGGGAAUGCAGCUCUGAGUGCAGAGGUCAAAAAGAUUACUGGGACAGAAGAUGAUCUUCGAAAACUUACGAUGAAGCAAAUGGCGAGCUUGCUUCGCUCAUAUGGUAUGACACAGGAAAAGAUUGAUACACUAAAGAGGUGGGAUCGAGUGCACGUCAUCCGGGAUCUUUCCACGAAAGCCGCGAGCGAUGGAAUAGGUGACGGCCUUGAACGCUUUGCCCGCGGUGAAAAAAUGAAACUUUCGGAGCAGAAGCAGAUGUAUCGGGAUCGUGUCCGAGUCAUAUGGAGGCGACAGAUUGCUGCAUUAUCGAUGGAUGACAAGGUCGCUGGAAGCACAGAAGGAGCGGCUAUCGCUGACGGCGAGAACGAAGUUUCUGGAAUGGCACAGCAAUCACAAUCCAAUAAGCCGGACAGCACCAGUAAGCUAGGCUCCGAUUCAGAUUCAUCAGAUGACGAUGACGAUCUUGCAGCGGCGUUGGAAGACGAAAUGCUGGAUCGAUCGGAAGCGAAUCAGCUCGUUGCGGAGCAUACUGGCGGAGGAGAAGCUGACGGCGGUCUGGGACAGCUGCGGGCGGCUGCACAGGACCACGAGAUGAAUAAGGAUGCCCGCGAGCUUGCAGCAUUAAAGCGGCAGCGUGAGGAGGAAAGGGCAGUCCGCGAAGGUUUGCAGUCGAACAAGCCGAAGGUAGAAUCCUUCGAUACACAAAUGCGUUCAAACAGAAAGGUCAUAAGAAAGAAGGUAGUAAAAACACAUCCCGACGGCCACCAGACAACAACCUUCAAAUUCGUCCUCAGACCCGACGAAGUCGGAAAGAUCAUGGCCCGGCUUCAGCAAGACAACAGCGAAGAUCACCGUCGAAAAAAAGAGUUUCAGUACGAAGCAAACUCAGACGAAAAGCCUCCAGGUCAAGCUUUGUUCGAAGACGAAGACGAUUUUGAGUAUUCUUCCCGCGGGCGCUUUGCCGACAAACGCGGGGGGAAUCGUAAGCGGCGAGCCGGAGGUCGAGCAACUCCCCGGGGUACGCUCCAGUUUGGAAAACUGAAAAGCAAAAUAUCCAAAGAGGAACGGAUGCGGAAGAGAAAACGGGAAGAGGAAGAAUUAGAAGUUUAUACUGCGUCAGCGAAGCACAAAGGAACUAACAACCGCAAGGAGCGCGGUUCUAUUCGAAACCGCCGACCACAUGUUAUUUUCUCCGAAAAGUUGGAAGCAAUUCGGUCAGCCGUAGAAGCCCGUCCAGGAGCUUUACCGUUUGUGAAACCUGUUAAUCGACGUCUUCUACCCAAGUACUACGAAGUUAUCAGCGAUCCCAUCGACCUGCAGACAAUUCGAGAUAAGAUCAAGCGGUACGAAUACAGAUCUGCCGACAACCUUGUUCGCGAUUUUGACCUCAUGAAAAGCAACGCCGUCAAAUUCAAUGGUCAAACCAGCCCCAUCGCUCAGGAAGCGAUCGCAAUUCACGAGUUUGUUUCGAAUCAAAUUGAAUCACACCGGUCCGAACUUAGCGCUCUCGAGACAGCGGUACAGGAUCAGAUGAAUGGAAAGCCGAAAAAGAAAGUCAAGAAAGGCCUAAUGAAAUCUAGUGGAUCUGGAAACACUGCAAGAAUAGGAGGCAUAUCAGUCAACCUUGGAGAUUUUCAGGGAAUGCAAUUCGAAGGGAACGACUCAGAUAGUGGGGAUGAAGUUUCGUUUACAGGGCUUUUGGAUUUUUAGAGGGAGAUUAAUGAUCUUCUUAACAUACUUUUCUGAUGUUAAGGGUUCUAUUGCCAUGUACCUCGAUACAUGACGACUUCCUCUCCUUCUUCAAUAUCCUCCGUUGCCACCAUGAACACGUCGAAACUGACCCGAUUCCGUUCGUAGACAGGCGAAUACUUAGGGCGAAUUCCCGACGGAUGAUUGGGCACCCAUUUGUCUACGUUUGCCUCCUCUCUUCCGUCUACACGCCGAAUCAAAACGGAACCGCCCAAUUCGACGUAGUGCUGGGCACUGCCAUCGGCCGCGCUUUCGUGCGCGUAAGAUUCAAAAAAUCCGAGCAAGUCCUGAAUCACUGCCACACGACCCCCGCCCACUUCUGUAUUCUUUUUCAAUCCUUCCAAGUUGCGGGUUGUGACUUGCAGUGAGCUGGCGAGAUGCGCUGGCAUUACAAAUGAUCCUCUCGGAAUGCUCGUAGUUGCGUACACUUUCGUCGAAAUUAUCUUGCCACUUUCGUUUUUGUGAGUUUCAACACGGAACGAACUGUUCUCUUCAUUUUCCAAAUCAAAAUCGUGCAAUUCUGCCUGCAUAUUCAUGGUACGGUAGGCACACUCAAACGGCAUUGGUUCACGACGACAGUAGACGGUCUCCCAUCCCUUCUUGGGCCACUGAUACGAGCGCUGGGUGGUCCCAUCGAAAUAGGUCAAGGCCCGAACUUUGUUAUGCGUUCGAACGAUCCGAUCAUAAAUUUCGUAGUCAACCUGAUCGCUACGAGCGUACCAGCGGCUACGGCAAGUGACGCUCUUACAGAC